Molecule: messenger RNA, 1565 nt
Organism: Linum tenue
Lineage: Eukaryota; Viridiplantae; Streptophyta; Magnoliopsida; Malpighiales; Linaceae
Source: the annotation of a GenBank genome assembly
CACGGUACGGCUGUGGACGCCACAGCAAGCCAUAAAAAAAAAUCCCAUGACCGCGAAAGAAAAAGCUGGGCCAGAUUAUCGCAGCUGUCGCAGUAAUUACUCCACAAUUCCGAGAGCUUAAUUAGCUUUGUGCUGCUCCGAUGGCCGCUCUUCUUCCUUAUUCAUCAUGCUUCCCUCGGAUGGGAUCGGCCUCUUCGCCGCCUCCUUAUCCUAUCGGUUUCUUCUACGGAGUCUCCGAUUGGUCAAAAUUCGGCGGUUACGUCUCCGGUGGAGUCGCGUUGGAGAAGAAGAAGGCACCGACUGGAAGGCAGAGCGUCGCUAGGGUUCCUCCUGUUUGUAGAGCGGCGGCUCCUUCCUCCUCCAACGUGUUUCGCGACCUCGACGCCGACGAUUUCAGGCAUCCUCUCGAUAAACAGAACACGUUGUUGUUGAGAGCGAUUCCAGGAUUGAAUGAAAUCGGCAAGGCCUUAUUAGGAAGCUUAUCCGAGCAAAUUAUGCUUCUCGAGAAUAUCGGAACUUCAGUUCUCGUCUCAGAAAACCAGCUUCCAGAACUUUAUCUGCUGAUGACGGAGGCUGCAUCGAUACUAAACAUCAAGUCUCCUCCUGAUCUUUAUGUCCGGCAGAGCCCCGUACCAAACGCCUAUACUCUAGCUAUAAGUGGGAAAAGGCCAUUUGUUGUUGUGCACACUAGCCUAGUGGAGCUCCUAACAAGAAAAGAGUUGCAGGCUGUUUUGGCUCAUGAGUUGGGACAUCUGAAGUGCGACCAUGGCGUGUGGCUCACAUUCGCAAAUAUCCUCAUGCUUGGAGCUUAUACUGUACCUGGAAUUGGUGGCAUGAUAGCUCAAAGCUUAGAAGAACAGUUGUUCCGUUGGAUUCGUUCAGCUGAGCUGACAUGUGAUCGUGCAGCGCUUCUUGUUGCUCAAGACCCCAAGGUUGUCAUCUCACUGCUGAUGAAACUAUGCGGGGGAAGCCCAUCGCUCGCUGAUCAACUCAAUGUUGACGCCUUUUUGGAACAAGCUCGAUCUUAUGACCGAGCAUCAUCCAGCCCAAUGGGAUGGUACAUAAGAAAUGCUCAGACGAGGCAACUUUCACAUCCACUGCCUGUUCUACGCGCUCGCGAGAUCGAUGAAUGGUCGAGAAGCCCAGAGUAUAAAAAGCUUCUGAAUCGUGCUAAUGGGGCGAACAUUGUAAAGAAGGUAUAGCUUAGACAUGAAGAGCGCUGGAUUCCAUAUUAACUUGUACAGGUCUCCGCUCACUAUACUGUAGCCGUUGCAUGAGAGGGUGUGAAGGAUUAAGAUUAGAGUACUGUAUUGUAGUAUAGUAUAUACAACUGUAGAGCAUAAAGUGUCAUAUUGUUUCUGUUGUUUAUCUGGUAGCUUCUGGUCAUUAUAUGAGUGUAUAUCCAAAACAAUUCAUAGAUAUUUAUAAAAAAACCAAUUCGUGGAUAAAGUAUGAUCCAAAACUGAUAAACUGUCAUCUAACUAACUCUGUCGGUCAAUAGCAGAACAUUAUCUAGAAAGAACAAGGUUGUCUCCCGUAGAACUAACAGUAAGCCUAAUCUUAAA